AGUUAACAGUGGAGUCUUGACUGGAAAGCGCUAUGCGAAUGCUUAUCUCUGACCGCAGUGGGAGCAGAAAAUGAGCAGCAGCUUCUAUCUCAGAGGGCUUGCGCUAAGAGUGAAUAUCUACUGGCAGAGAGGAGACUGUGAGCGCCCUCCCGGUAACAGAAGCUGAGGAGGAUGAGCCGUAAAGGAGCCCCCCUGUUCAAACAGCAGUCCACCCCCUGCCUCGGGAAGGACAUGCCGCGGCAGUUCCCAAAGAUCUCGCUGAGCGAGGUGGACGAGCAGGUGCGCCUGCUGGCGGAGAAGGUGUAUGCGUCGGCGCUGAAGGAGGAGGACACGAAGGAGGCGCUGGCCCUCUUCACCGUGCCCGAGGACUGCCCCAUCGGCCUCAACCAGGCCAAAGAGCACGAGCUGCUGAGGGAGCUGGCUGAGCAGCAGUCUGAGGAGUCCGCCAAAAGGAAGAAGAGCUUUAAGCUGAUCCGAUCCCAGUCCAUGCAGAUGCCGGUCAGCAAUGAAUGGGCCCUGUCAGUGAUCUCCCCCCUCCUCUCGCCCGUCUCCACCUGCCCCUCCAUGCCCGACAGUUUCCCAGAGUACCAGAGGGUCACCAUCAGCGGAGACUACUGUGCUGGGAUCACGGUGGAGGACUAUGAGCAAGCAGCCAAAAGCCUCUUGAAGGCCCUGCAAAUCCGGGAGAAGUACUCCAGGCUGGCGUACCAUCGCUUCCCCAGGACCACGGCCCAGUUCCUGCGCAGUGCUGAAAAUGAGAAGUGGAGUGAGGAGGAUGAGAUUCUGCCAGAAAUCUGCCCCUGCCCUCGGGACGGGGAGGACCCUUACAGCAUGGAGGAUAUCCCUGCGAACCUCGACUACCAGCUGCAGAUGAAGGACGGCAUCGUCAAUGUGUAUGACACUCCUGAAGCCUUGAAGCUGAACCAGCCCCACAGCCUGCCCUACCCUGACCUCGAGACCUUUGCCAUCGACCUCAGCCACGUCCUUGCCAUGAUCGCCGAUGGGCCCACGAAGACUUACUGCCAUAGACGCCUGAACUUCCUUGGAUCAAAGUUCUACCUUCAUGAGAUGCUCAAUGAAAUGGCUGAGCUGAAAGAGCUGAAGAGCGUACCACACAGAGACUUCUACAACGUCAGAAAGGUGGACACCCACAUCCACGCAGCGGCCUGCAUGAACCAGAAGCACCUGCUCCAGUUCAUUAAGACCACAUGUAAGACAGAGGCAGACCGCGUGGUGUUGGAGAAGAAGGGGCAAAAGAUGACCCUCAAGGAAGUGUUUGAAAAAUUGAGCAUGGAUCCCUACGACCUUACGGUGGACUCCUUGGAUGUGCACGCAGGCAGGCAAACCUUUCAUCGGUUUGACAAGUUUAACUCCAAAUACAAUCCUGUUGGAGCGAGUGAACUCAGGGAAAUCUAUUUGAAAACGGACAACUACAUGGACGGGGAAUACUUUGCACGAAUCAUUAAGGAAGUAGCACAUGACCUGGAGGAGAGUAAGUACCAGCACGCAGAGCCUCGACUCUCCAUCUACGGACGGUCUCCGGAUGAAUGGGAAAACCUGUCCCGUUGGUUUAUCCAGCACAAACUCCACUCCCCCAACAUGCAGUGGAUCAUCCAGGUUCCCAGGAUAUAUGACAUUUUCAAGUCAAGGAAGAUAAUAACCAACUUCGCCAAAAUGCUGGAGAAUAUUUUCCUGCCUUUGUUUGAGGCCACAGUCAAUCCUCAGAAGCAGAAGGAGCUACAUGUCUUUCUGAAAUAUGUAACCGGAUUCGACAGCGUUGAUGACGAAUCCAAGCACAGCGACCACCUGUUUUCCUACAAGAGCCCCAAGCCAGAGGCGUGGACAUCUGACAGCAACCCGCCCUACAGCUACUACCUCUUCCACAUGUACGCCAACAUCAUGGUGCUCAACAACCUGCGCAGGCAACGAGGCCUUAACACCUUCCAGUUCCGCCCACACUGUGGAGAGGCGGGGUCCAUCACGCACCUGGUCACUGCCUUCCUCACCGCAGACAACAUCUCCCACGGACUCAACCUCAAGAAAAGCCCUGUGCUGCAGUACCUGUACUACCUGGCACAGGUGCCCAUCGCCAUGUCUCCCCUUAGUAACAACAGCCUCUUCCUGGAGUACUCCAAGAACCCCCUCAGAGAGUUCCUGCACAAGGGCCUGUGCGUGUCCCUCUCCACUGAUGACCCCAUGCAGUUCCAUUACACCAAGGAGGCCCUGAUGGAGGAAUACGCCAUCGCAGCGCAGCUGUGGAAGUUCAGUACCUGUGAUGUGUGUGAGAUCGCCAGGAACAGCGUGCUGCAGAGUGGCCUGUCCCACCAGGAGAAGAAGCACUUCCUGGGGCACAACUACCGGAAGGAUGGGCCCGAGGGCAACGACAUCCGGCGGACCAACGUGGCACAGAUCCGCAUGGCGUACCGGCACGAGACGCUGUGCAACGAGCUCAGCUUCCUGGCGGAUGCUGUGAGGCCCGAGGUGGUGGUCACACAAGCACAGUGACCACAGUGACCACACUGACCACGUCCCAUACAGCGCAAACUGGAUUAUACCGGCCAGAGCUGGACGAUUAGAAUUUUACACACGUAUAUCUUAGCCCUUUAAACUGUUUAUCUGGCAACCCUAUGCCAAAGAAUACUUCUGAAUUCCAUGCCCCUAAAUCCACCUCUGGGUCCUCACUGCGUACCGUGACAUGGAGGGCCACGAGGAAAGGGAUGAGGGACUGGUUUUGGAAUGCAUCCAAACUUGAUUCUGUGAAAGGUUAAGAAUUGCUUCCUUGGCGUGUCCAACUCCGUACACCUGGAGUUUCACAGAGCUGCUCUAGAACCGCUUAAAUGCAAACCUACAUCAAUGCAUGUAACAACUUGGUUAUUAUAGGAUGAAGCACCAUUUUCAAGGUACAGGACAUGCUCAGAGCUUCCUUAUCUUUCACUGCCUGUAGGGUCAUGUAGUACACGGCUAGCCAGCAUGCAAAAUCGCAGCUGUUUACAAAACAUUACAACAUUACUACUGCAUACUAAAGACUUUCCUGUGAUAUUUGCUUUACUACCCACAUUUACGUUUUACUACAUUUUGUUGCCAUUGUUUUAUGAGUAAAAGCAUGUACACUGUACAAUACACGUAGCCUUAACUUUGAGCUUGAUGCCACUGUAAGAGAUUUGUAGUGUGCAAGGCUAUGAGUUGCUAUGCAACAGAGGAACAACACUAAGUUGUCCCAGUUAUCCCACGAUUGUGUUGACUCAAAGUGCAGUCAACAUGGUUUCGGACAUGGGUGUGCUUCCACUCCACUUAAGUUGUUGCAAAAGUCAAUUCCUGUAAUAGCUUGUGUUUAAAAAAAAAAAAAAAAAAAAAAACCCUGUAAAAUGUUGUGCAUCUUAGAGGGUGAAAAUAUAACCAUAUUACGGAGGUCUUGCAUGCAAUUCCUUCAGCUUUUGUUUUAGGAAAACUGUAUAGAAGUUACAAGCCAAAAAACAUGUAUUUUAUGAGAAUAGUUCAUUAUUCCAUCCUUAAAAAAAAUGCUGAGAGAUGAAUGGUCUGUCAUACAGUUGCUCAGGAGAAUGGAACAUUGCUUUAGUGGUGCAGAAUGAGGGCUGGUACAUUUCCACCACCACUGUUCCACACACACACACACACACACACACAAAAUGACAGAUAAGUAAAUGCCUGGCAUAGCGCUGGCCAUAGAAGGCAGAGCAAUGGAGAGCACACUUACAGCCCUUAUUUUCACUGCAACUUCACAUAAGGACUAGAACAGGGCCAAUCCUAGUCCUGGGGAGCCGUAAGGUCACCUGGUUAUUGUUUUCACCUUAAACACAAGACCGUUUUAAACCCAAGAAAGCAGGCGAGGUGAGUUAAGUUAAAGCAGUCCAUUACAGUUAAGUGGAUUACAACGAAAAACAACAGAAUUUACACAGGAACUGGUUUGCGGAAGUAAGUUUUAUUUGCUUUUAGUCAGCAAAUGUGUGCAAUGUGUGUGUUUUUUAUUUUUUAAUGGCAGCAUAACAGCACUUUGUAUGCAUUAUUAAACAUUUUCAGUUGUACCAUAUGAAAGAUUGAAAACACCCGCCCCCCCCUUAAAGGAGCGGCUUUAUUUAAUAAGGGAGGGCAAUCACAAUCACUUCCUUCCCUUCCCCAUUACUGUAACAUUACUGUACCUCUUCGCUUUCUUCACUCUUGCCAAUUGUGUGUAUUUCCAUAAAAGCUAUAUUUCUUCCUGAAAUUAAAGGUUUUCUAAGAAAA
Molecule: messenger RNA, 4242 nt
Organism: Conger conger (European conger)
Lineage: Eukaryota; Metazoa; Chordata; Actinopteri; Anguilliformes; Congridae
Gene: ampd3a
Product: adenosine monophosphate deaminase 3a
Exons: 16
Coding region: 172-2505 (777 amino acids)
Biological process (GO): AMP metabolic process; IMP salvage
Cellular component (GO): cytosol
Molecular function (GO): AMP deaminase activity
Source: RefSeq, a predicted model, not a curated record